Messenger RNA from Culex pipiens pallens (northern house mosquito), 3616 nucleotides. RefSeq names its product potassium voltage-gated channel protein Shaw-like. The transcript has 10 exons. The record is from RefSeq and is a predicted model, not a curated record. NCBI's taxonomy places the organism in Eukaryota, Metazoa, Arthropoda, Insecta, Diptera, Culicidae. Gene Ontology annotation, biological process: protein homooligomerization; potassium ion transmembrane transport. Bases 1047 to 2843 code for a protein of 598 amino acids. Gene Ontology annotation, molecular function: protein binding; delayed rectifier potassium channel activity. Gene Ontology annotation, cellular component: voltage-gated potassium channel complex; axon; dendrite membrane.
ACAUGUGACAGGAAUUGCGUGGAAGCUGGCGGAUCAGCUGAUCAGCUGAUUUUGGGUUUGGAGGAAAAAUCGGUGGAAAUCGCUUGAAAAAAAACAGUGAAAACAGCGCCAUGUCAUGAUAGUACAUGUAAGCUAACUUACAUCGAAGGAAGAAUCUGUGAAAAAUCAGUGAGCUUUAAAGCUUCUUACAAGCACCACAGAGCAACGAUUGACGGGGUAUUACAUCGCCAACAGUGAAAUAGUGAAUCAACACCCACACACAUUCAGCAGCAGACAAGCAGGCAUGAGAAAAAGGAAAAGGAUCAAACCGAUGAGGAAGAAGACGGCGGAAAAUGCUCCGAGGCAGCUGGAAAGAUGAAGAAAGCUUGCAAAGAAUACGGAAAAAGUGCAAGAAGAUGUCAUGAUCGUGCGGAAAAGUAAAGUGAUGCAGCUUCAUAAACUCUGGUUGGCUGGUAGAGAAUGUUGUACAGUGCACAUAGUAGAAGGGUAUUUUGUAGAGUGGAUUUUAAGAAAUUUGCACCGUGAUGAUAAAGAAGAAGAAAAAGUAAAGGAAUCAUGAGAACGAGCUGCACCAGCAGUGUUUAGUACUCACUUCAGGAAGUUUCCAGUGCAUCAGCCAGAAAAGCUAGCAGGAAGUACCUUCGCCCACCCUCCUGAAGCUAUUCCAAAGAAGAAAGAUUACCGGAGCGCAAGAAGUGUACAUGACGACCAGCUCAACUCUCCGGUGAAGCUUGCUCAACCGAAGCAAAUUGCAAUAUCCAGCCAGAAGGAAGAAGGUUUAGCUAAGUAAGUGUAAAUAGUGAAGAAUCAGGAAGAAAUUUGGGUUUCAUCGCAAGACUUUUCACUACAAUUUAUAUGAUGGUGAAGGAAGUACCGAUUACAUCGUUGACAACGUCGAGAACUGAAAAUCUUGAAAGCAACUUGAAACAGUCAAGCUGAAAUUUAGUCACACCCUUUUAGAUAGUUCUCAAGAGGAGUAGUUAAUCGAGUUUUAUACCCCAAUACAAAAAAAACCAAACCAAGUCAAACGAAAAACCAUCCCGAAAAUGACGAUGAACAACAUGGACUCGGACCACCGGGUGGUGCUGAACGUCGGUGGGAUCCGUCACGAGACGUACAAGGCCACGCUGAAGAAAAUUCCGGCCACCCGGUUGUCGCGGUUGACCGAGGCCCUGGCCAACUACGACCCCAUCCUGGACGAGUACUUCUUCGAUCGGCACCCGGGCGUGUUCGCGCAGGUGCUCAACUAUUACCGGACGGGCAAGCUGCACUAUCCGACCGACGUCUGUGGGCCGCUGUUCGAGGAGGAGCUGGAAUUUUGGGGCCUCGACUCCAACCAGGUGGAACCGUGCUGCUGGAUGACGUACACGCAGCAUCGUGACACCCAGGAGACGUUGGCCGUGCUGGAGCGGCUCGACCUGGACACGGAAAAGCCCACGGAGGAGGAGCUGGCCCGGAAGUUUGGCUACGAGGACGACUACUUCAAGGGCACCGUCUCGUGGUGGCAGCACAUGAAGCCCCAGAUUUGGUCACUCUUUGACGAACCGUACAGCUCGAAUGCGGCCAAGAUCAUCGGCGUGAUAUCGGUGUUUUUCAUCUGCGUGUCGAUUCUGUCCUUCUGCCUCAAGACCCACCCGGAUAUGCGCGUGCCGGUGCUGCGGAACAUCACCGUGCGGACUGCGAACGGCAGCGCGGCCUGGGUGCUGGACAAAACGCAAACCAACGCGCACGUGGCGUUCUUCUACAUCGAGUGCGUCUGCAACGCGUGGUUCACGCUGGAGAUUUUGGUCCGCUUCAUCUCGUCGCCGCACAAGUGCGAGUUCAUCACCUCAUCUGUGAAUAUCAUCGACUACAUCGCCACGUUGAGCUUCUACGUGGAUCUGAUUCUGCAGCGGUUCGCGUCCCACCUGGAGAACGCCGACAUCCUGGAGUUUUUCUCCAUCAUCCGCAUCAUGCGGUUGUUCAAGCUGACGCGACACUCGUCCGGGCUGAAGAUCCUCAUCCAGACGUUUCGCGCCUCGGCCAAGGAGUUGACCCUGUUGGUGUUCUUCCUGGUGCUCGGCAUCGUGAUAUUCGCCAGCUUGGUGUACUACGCCGAGCGAAUCCAGGCGAAUCCGCACAACGACUUCAACAGCAUCCCGUUGGGGCUGUGGUGGGCCCUGGUCACGAUGACCACCGUGGGGUACGGCGACAUGGCACCGAAGACCUACAUCGGGAUGUUUGUCGGGGCGUUGUGCGCGUUGGCCGGCGUACUGACGAUUGCCCUGCCCGUGCCGGUCAUCGUGAGCAACUUUGCCAUGUACUACUCGCACACCCAGGCCCGGGCCAAACUGCCCAAGAAGCGCCGGCGAGUGCUGCCCGUGGAACAGUUACGAGCCCCCCGAGUGGCAGGUCAACCCCCGGGUAUGCCCGGUUCCGGCCCGAUGGCCCGCCGGAUGAACCAACCCAAAACAAAGGACCUCGGGCCAAAGAUAGGUCCUAUCGGCGCCAGCAUCGUGGCUAUGUGCCCGAAAAACGUCGGUCUGCACACCAACCCGGCGCUGGCCAUGUGCAAACCCACGUUCGAGGUGCGUCCACCAACGGUGACCUCAACGGCGGCCACCAGCGUUCCGGGACCUACUCCGGCACCACCGGCACUGAUACCGCGGGCCGCAACGACGCCGGUGUCCAACACCACGACAUCUAUCGUCAAAAUUAUCAACCAAAACAACAACAACAACAAUAGCAGCAUAGCAAACGCCAACAACGCACUACCGGCGGCUGUCAGCGCAAAUGGUAACGCUAACGGUAACGCUAAUGGCGUUAGCGUAAGUGGCGUCGCGAACGCAAAUAACACCAAAUGAAGAAAACUUUCACUAUUUCUUAGGAGAUUUGUUCUUGCUUUGAAAUGGAUGUGUAAAUUUUUAAAAGCUCCGCUUUGUACAUUCUUCAAACUAUGGGAUACUAGCUAGCUUUCUGUACAUAUUAUAGAAUCCAACAAGUUGUAAAUAUUUUCGAGUAAUCUCUAGCUUUUAAAACUAGUCGUUGGACGCAGAUUUUAACAAGUGGUAGUCUUUUUUUAAACGCAUCAGUGGUUCAUAAUUCAUCAGUAUUGAUAGCUUUUAUAUAGUUAACUUCUUGAUUGAGUAAGAAAUUUGAACAAAAAAAAAUCUUAUGAAAGCUCAAUUAAAACUACAAAAUUAUUUAAGUCCACAGGAUUAGAGUGCAGAGCAAGUUUGCAGGAACAAAAACAAAAAAAUACUCGCUUUUAAAGAGUACAAACUUCUUUUACCCUCCCAAAGCCAGGUUUCCAAUUUCUAGCUAAAAUUACUCAACUUUCUCAAGUACGGGUCACGAGCAUUCGCAGGUAUGGUGGCAGGUUGCAACUAAGAAACGGACCAACAAAUCUAAAAAUUUCGCUUACAAAAAAAACACUUUUAUUCUAAUGCGUGCAGCGAUUGGCCAAAACAAGCAAAAAUAAAUAUUUUAUGUUGUUAGUAGACUUAUGUUAACGAAAAAAAAAAACAAAACCCAUUUUCAAAUCGAAAGAAAAAGCAUUCAAUGUGAUAAAAGUAGGAUUACUGAGCAGCGAUAACCGGCAGCGAAGAACGGCAAAGUCACUAAGCUGAAAUAAAAC